AUGUCUCCACCCUGCAAGAAGCUCGCCAAAUGGGACACGGCCUCUCUGAAUAGAGUCAACAACCUCUGGAUCGGCUACGGUGAUCACUACGGCGGUUUCAUCGCCGGCCUAGUCUUCGACGGCGAUUUCGUCCCUGAUCUACCUGGCCACCUCCUCUUCGAAGGUCGUUUCAAUAAAACAAUGAAGAAUACGAACGGCCAUGACGCGAACGAAGGUGUGCUUUUCACAUUACCCACUGUAAAAUCCACAGCCUCCUUCGCCAGCCUUGUCGAGCUUUAA
Molecule: messenger RNA, 279 nt
Organism: Letharia columbiana
Lineage: Eukaryota; Fungi; Ascomycota; Lecanoromycetes; Lecanorales; Parmeliaceae
Exons: 1
Coding region: 1-279 (92 amino acids)
Source: RefSeq, a predicted model, not a curated record